Carassius carassius (crucian carp) is the source of this 298-nucleotide messenger RNA. RefSeq names its product cytochrome c oxidase subunit 7C, mitochondrial-like. Gene Ontology annotation, biological process: mitochondrial electron transport, cytochrome c to oxygen. The transcript has 3 exons. Lineage: Eukaryota; Metazoa; Chordata; Actinopteri; Cypriniformes; Cyprinidae. The record is from RefSeq and is a predicted model, not a curated record. Bases 1 to 192 code for a protein of 63 amino acids.
AUGCUCGGACAAGCCGUUCGACGAUUCGCCACUUCUGCGGUCCGCUCCAGUCACUAUGCGGAGGGACCAGGAAAGAACUUGCCAUUCUCUGUAGAGAACAAGUGGAGGCUUCUUGGCAUGAUGGUGCUGUUCUUUGGCAGUGGAUUUGCCUUUCCAUUCAUUGUUGUCAGGCAUCAGAUCCUGAAGAAGUGAUGCUCCUACCAGUCACACAUUGUCAGUAUGAUUCUUGUGCAACGCAGCUCUCAGUUUUUUCUGGUGAAGAUCCUGUAAUGUUUGUUGUAAAUAAAAGGACCAAAUA